Rasamsonia emersonii CBS 393.64 is the source of this 3081-nucleotide messenger RNA. Its product is annotated as L-aminoadipate-semialdehyde dehydrogenase. Bases 1 to 3081 code for a protein of 1026 amino acids. The transcript has 4 exons. The record is from RefSeq and is a predicted model, not a curated record. Gene Ontology annotation, molecular function: phosphopantetheine binding. NCBI's taxonomy places the organism in Eukaryota, Fungi, Ascomycota, Eurotiomycetes, Eurotiales, Trichocomaceae.
AUGUCGUCCGCAGCCACCACCCUGUCAGAGGAGGCGAAGCAAGUUCCCAGCAUCAACAUCAUGCUUGCGGGGUCGGAACCGCUGACCAUCGAUGAACUGAUCCGUCACCGCGCGGCUCUGGUGCCAGAUAAACCAUUGAUUUCUUACCCUCAUUCGGGCAUCCAGUAUGUCGACUACACUCUCCGGCAGCUGGAUGUGUUUGCCUUCCGGGUGGCACAGAAACUCGCAGCCCGACUCCCACCGCGGACCUCAUCCGCAGAAAAGCCUGCCGUCGUCUCUCUUCUCGGCCCCUCAGAUCUGAACUACUUGGUGACGCUUCUGGCGCUGUCGAAGCUGGGCCAUACGGUCCUCUUGCUCUCGACGCGCAUCUCGCUGGAAGCGUACGCCUCUCUGCUGGAGAAAACGGCCUCGAGGCAUAUCGUCAUCCACGAGUCCUUCCGGGACACGGCCAGCGAUCUGCAGAAGCGCAUCGACGGGUUGGAGAUCGACGAGAUACCGAAACAGGAGGUCUAUGAUUACCCCAUCGAAGACGAUAUGGACACAGUGAUUGCGCCGAAUCUGGAUCCGCUCCAAGAGGCGGACCACAUCGCGUGGAUCAUCCACUCCAGCGGCUCUACGGGCCUCCCGAAACCGAUCUUUCAGACUCAGCGAUCGGCGAUCAAGAACUAUGCGACCAACAUGAAUAUGCGCGGGUUCAUCACCCUGCCGCUGUAUCACAACCAUGGCAUCAGCUGCUUGUUCCGGUCGAUCCACUCGUGCAAGAGCAUCCACCUCUACAACGCGUCGUUGCCUCUGACGAAACAGUAUCUGCUGGACAUUAUGAAGACGCACGACUUUGAGAUCUUCUACGGCGUGCCCUACGCCUUGAAGCUCCUGGCGGAGUCAGACGAGGGCAUCCAAGUUCUGUCGAAGCUGAAGAUUGUCACCUUUGGCGGCUCUCCGUGUCCGGAUUCCCUGGGCGAUAAGCUGGUUGCCAACGGAGUUCAUCUCAUCAGUCACUAUGGAUCGACGGAAACCGGUCAAUUGAUGACCUCAACCAGGCCCCGCGAGGACAAAACUCAAGCCGUUUCUGCGGUUCGAAGAGCGCAGUCCGGGGAUUUAUCGAGUUCGAUCUGCCUUGAUGGGUGGCCAUCCAAGGUGGCAUCCAACCGGCCCGAUGGGUCGUACGCCACCAAGGAUCUGUUCAUGAAGCACCCCACCAUGGAGGCGUACAAAUACUAUGCCCGACUGGACGAUACUAUCGUCCUGGUGAACGGCGAAAAGGUCAAUCCGUUGGAGCUGGAAGGCGCCAUUCGGCAGGACGCCGCAGUCUCGGAGGCGAUCGUCUUCGGCGCCGGCAAGGCGAAGAUCGGGAUGAUGGUCGUCCCUUCUGCCGAGGGAGCAGCGCUCUCGGCAGACCAGCUUGUCGAUCAGAUCUGGCCCAGGGUCGAAAAGGCGCAGACGGCAAUGCCUGCGUAUGGCCAACUUUCACGAGACAUGAUCAAGGUCCUGCCGCCGGAUACGCAGUAUCCACGAACCGACAAGGGGACCAUCAUCCGGCAGGCCUUUUACCGACAAUUCGGGCAGUUGAUAGAAGAGGCUUAUGCAGAGAAGACAGCCGAGGGGGCUCUGUCGUUGUCGGAGUCGGAACUGAAAUCGUUCCUGAAGGAGCAGCUUAAAGAUAUCUUGCCUCCAAAGGCGUACGCCGCAUUAACCGACGACGCGGAUUUCUUCCACCUAGGGAUGGACUCGUUGCAGGCGACGCAGCUGCGAUCUGUACUUGUCCGACGCAUCGACACGAAUGGACAGCCGCUCGGGCUGAACGUUGCAUUCGACUAUCCGACGAUCAACGCGCUGGCGCACCAUCUGUAUUCGUUGCGUUCAGGAACGGCGAGCAGCGUCGACUCGGUCGAAGAUGUGAUGCGCAGGUUGAUAGCCAAGUACGGGGAGUUCCAGCAGCAUACUCCGCUGCCGAAUGGCCUUGCUGGCCGAUACAUAGUCGUCACUGGAGCCACUGGUUCGCUGGGCAGCCACAUUGUGGCCAAGCUAUCAUCGCUGCCAGACGUGCAAAAGGUCUACUGCUUAAUACGAGCCGGCUCAACUAUCGAAGCAUAUGAUCGAUUGAUCAGAUCGAUGCGUGAGAGGCAGGUUUACGAAACGCUUCCAAGCUCCGCUCGCAGCAAACUCAUCGCCCUGCCGUCCGUUUUCUCACAUCCCACGCUGGGACUGGACUCGCAGACGUACAACCUGAUCGCCUCAGAAAUCACAGAUCUUGUCCACUGCGCUUGGUCCGUCAAUUUCAACCUGCAGCUCGCCAGCUUUGAAAAGGACAACAUCGCGGGUCUCAAAAACCUGAUCGGUCUCUGCCUCAAGUCCCAGCGGCCGGCACCGGCAUCAUUCAAUUUCUGCUCGUCCGUCAGCACCGUCAUGAACACGGAAGAGGACGAGAUCCCGGAAGCCCUGCCCGCGAAGCUGAAAUACGCCCAGGGAAUGGGCUACGCCCAGUCGAAGCUGGUCGGGGAGAACAUCUGCCUUCGAGCCGCGGAGCAGACGGGCCUUCGCGCGCGCGUCCUGCGCAUCGGCCAGGUCAUCGGCGACACGCAGCACGGGAUCUGGAACACGACGGAGGCAAUCCCGCUGAUGCUGCAGGCGGCCGUGACGAUGGGCGCCCUGCCGCGACUCGACGAAUGGCACCGAUGGCUACCCGUCGACGUGGUGGCGGACAUCGUCAUCGAGGUGUCGCUCUCAGCUAAGAAGAGCGCGGGGUUGCUGAACGUGGUGAACCAAAACGCGUUCCACUGGACGCGAGACCUGCUGCCCUUACUGCACGACGCAGGCCUGCAGUUCACCGAGCUCGAACAGCGGGAGUGGCUGCGGCAGUUGCGGGCGUCGAACCCGGACCCGGCCGUCAAUCCGCCCAUCAAGCUGGUCGAGUUCUUUGCGUCAAAGUACGACACCGAUGCGCCGAGACGCUCGUUCAAGUGGCACACCGACGAGGCUAGGAGGUAUUCUCGGGCGUUGGCGGAUGCUAAGCCGCUGGACCAGGCGUUGGUUGACAAGAUGGUGGGCUAUUUCAAGAGUAGGUGGUCGAAGACCGCAUAG